Molecule: messenger RNA, 4199 nt
Organism: Epinephelus moara (kelp grouper)
Lineage: Eukaryota; Metazoa; Chordata; Actinopteri; Perciformes; Serranidae
Product: ceramide transfer protein-like
Exons: 18
Coding region: 613-2481 (622 amino acids)
Biological process (GO): ER to Golgi ceramide transport
Cellular component (GO): Golgi apparatus
Molecular function (GO): phosphatidylinositol-4-phosphate binding
Source: RefSeq, a predicted model, not a curated record
CUCCUCCCCCAGACCUGAAUGAAGCCAAGCUAGUCAGCCCUCCGCUAUUGCUAACUAAACUGCGGAACUACAGCAGCGACACAGACCGUCUCUCGUCAUUCCUGUCUUGAAGUUGAGGUACAGCGUUAACACGAAGGCCUGCCUUAUCUAUUACUCCUUUGAGGACCGCAUUGACCGCAGCUAAGAUAGCUAACGAGCGCAGUCAUAAGUUGCUAGUUAAGUUUGCAUUAGCUAGUUGCGUCGUUUGACAGCUAACGCUAACUAGCUAGUCUCAUUGGUAUUCGACGUCAGUUUCAAAACAAAGCCCGCAAAAAUCGAGAAGUUGAGACUCAGCUGUCACCUCCAGGAUAGCUCCCAACUAAACAAGCUAGCUAGUUUUGAGUCUGUCCACCGACUGAAGAUAAAUUACGCUUUUCAGCUGAUGUGUGAUACACUCCGUUAAUGCCUAAUUAACGGUAUUUCCCUGACGUUAAAGCUAAGUUGAAGAAGCUGUCAGCAGGUUUGGCUGUGACGCGUUUGAACUUGUAACUAACUUAAUCCUGCAGCUAGCGGGACGAGACGUGGUCCUGUGGAUAAAAUCAGGUUCAAGUUAUCUGUGAAGCUUGGAUUUAAAUGUCCGAAAAGAGUUCAUCGUCCGGCUCGGAUGAGGAUGUGGACCCAGAAUCUGGACAGCCUGUGGAGCUCGGAGGCGUUUUAAGCAAGUGGACAAAUUACAUACACGGAUGGCAGGACCGAUGGGUCGUGUUGAAAAACAAUACUUUGAGCUACUACAAGUCGGAGGAUGAACGGGAGUACGGCUGCAGGGGGUCUCUGUGCCUCAGCAAGGCUGUCAUCACACCUCAUGAGUUUGACGAGUGUCGUUUUGACAUCAGCGUUAACGACAGUGUUUGGUACCUCAGGGCUGAAGAUCCAGAGCACAGACUCCAGUGGAUUGAGUCGAUAGAGCUGCACAAGGCCGAGUCUGGCUAUGGUUCAGAAACCAGUCUCAGGCGUCAUGGUUCCAUGUUGUCUCUCACCUCAGCAGCCAGUGCCUUGUCCGCCACGUCCACAUCCUCCUUCAAGAAGGGGCACAGGUUGCGUGAGAAACUAGCAGAAAUGGAAACCUUCCGGGACAUACUGUGCAGACAAGUGGACACCCUGCAGAAAUACUUUGACUCCUGUGCUGACGUUGUCUCCAAAGAUGAAUUUCACAGAGACAGAGUAGAGGAGGACGAAGAUGACUUUCCCAACACUACAAGGCCUGAUGGUGAAUGUAAUCACAACAACAAUGGGAGCAAAGAGAAAUUGUUCCCACCCGCCAGUCCCAAAGGUAUGAAUGGAAUAGACUUCAAAGGGGAGGCCAUCACCUUCAAGGCCACUACAGCAGGAAUCCUCUCCACCUUGUCCCACUGCAUCGAACUGAUGGUCAAACGAGAGGACAGCUGGCAGAAGAGACUUGACAAGGAGCUGGAGAAGAGGAGGAGGGUAGAAGAUGCCUACAAGUCAGCUGUGAAUGAACUGAAGAAAAAGUCACACUACGGAGGCCCAGACUACGAGGAGGGGCCCAACAGUCUGAUCAAUGAGGACGAGUUCUUCGAUGCAGUGGAAGCUGCGCUGGACAGACAGGACAAGAUAGAAGAGCAGUGCCAGUCAGAGAAGGUCAGGAUACCUCGAUUAACUCCGGUUCCUCCAGGAGACGUCUACUCCACCAUCGGCACAUACCGGUUUGCCGCCAAGCCCCAUAGCCAUUCUUCUUCCCUGUCCUCCGUUGAGCUAGUCAGUGCCUCAGACGACAUUCACAGAUUCAGCGCUCAGGUGGAGGAGAUGGUGCAGAAUCAUAUGACUUACUCUCUUCAGGAUGUGGGUGGAGAUGCCAACUGGCAGCUUGUAAUAGAAGAAGGAGAGAUGAAGGUGUAUAGGAGAGAAGUAGAGGAGAACGGUAUUGUGCUCGACCCCCUCAAAGCUACACAUUCUGUGAAGGGGGUCACAGGACAUGAGGUCUGCCACUACUUCUGGGACACAGCUGUCCGAAUGGACUGGGAGACCACCAUUGAAAAUUUCAACGUUGUGGAAACGCUCUCCGACAAUGCCGUCAUUGUUUACCAAACGCACAAGAGAGUGUGGCCAGCCUCUCAGAGAGACGUGCUCUAUCUAUCAGCCAUCAGGAAGAUAUUGGCAACAAAUGAAAAUGACCCUGACACAUGGCUGGUCUGCAACUUCUCUGUGGACCACGACAAUGCCCUUCCCACAAACAGGUGUGUUCGUGCCAAAAUCAAUGUCGCUAUGAUCUGUCAAACGCUGGUCAGCCCACCAGAGGGAGAUAAAGAGAUCAGCAGAGACAACAUCCUUUGUAAGAUCACCUACGUUGCCAAUGUAAACCCAGGCGGCUGGGCUCCAGCGUCAGUCCUCAGAGCCGUGGCCAAGAGAGAGUAUCCCAAGUUCCUCAAACGCUUCACCUCCUACGUGCAGGAGAAAACUGCUGGGAAGCCUAUCCUCUUCUGAGCACAGAGGUCCGUGGAGGGUUUCCCACCGAAGAGACUACAUUGUUCAGCGUUGAACCGGCUCUGAAUGACUACAUGACCCAUCCACCUGUCAGUCAGAAUGUGUUUUCAGCCUCCUACGUGCAGGACACCUUAUCAUCCAGGACGUCCCCCCCCAGGGCACCUGCUUGUAGAAAAGACUGGUUUUACGGCUUUAAUCCAUCAGUAGUUGUCACCCCAGCCACGUCAUCAUGGCGUAACACCAUCUGUUGGUCAUGGGUACACAUGUAUGUAAAAUUCAAGAGUUUCCUAAGUGGUUUUUUGAAAUGUUGUUACCAAUUAUUUGCUUUGUUUUUGUAAAUUGUUUUGUACAUUUCUUAUGAUUACAUACUUCUUGACUUUUUUUUUUUUUUUUGGGUUCGCUUUAAUCACUAGUAUUACAGCUACUUGUUUUGCUGCUGCUAAAGUAACUACCAUGAGAGAGGAAAGUAGACAUAGACAGGAUAGAAAGCAUUGAUGAGGUGUGGUACAGUUUCUCCUCUUUAUUGCCUUCUCCUGUCCCUCUGGUGAUGACUCUCUUUGUAGUUUGAUGGGGGGCCAGAGCCUAAAGCUUUGAAAUCUUUAUAUUUCUAGGGACACAAUGUAUUGUACAGAGAAAACAGAAUAAGUUUUCAGUUAGUUUACUAUUGUGAGAAAUGUGAAUUGACUGUUAAAUGCUUGAAUUUGAUGACAGCAGUGGGCCAAGGAAACCUGAAGUGGGAGAUAAAGAGCAUUUGCUAAGUCUUUAAAGUCAUGUUGGACAAUAUUUUUGACACGGUUGAAGUGAUAAUCAAUAAUUGGAUAUCAGAGAUGUAGUUGACUGUGGUCUAUAGAUGCUAAGCUGCGGCCUGUUGUCAGUGUGUAUCUGUCUUUAACCUCCAUGUAAUGUAUGGUUUCUGAUAGAUAUUUGCAAACGGCCAGCCAUAGCGUCUGAUGUACAGAUUCCUCUCUUUCAUUGAGAGACGAGUGGAUACAUUUUGUACACCCUGGGUUGUUUUUCACCGUUUUCAGCCCCUGAUGAGGCAGAAAAAAAUCUGUCUGUGCAUUCUUAAGGGUCAGGUUUGUAAAUUAGUACCGCUGCUAUUGUGCAGGAUACGGUAAAGUUGUAAAAUGUUGAGUAGGAUAUCAGCUACACCCUAGACUCUUAGUCAUACUCUAACAUUACAUUUCACACGCCACACUACAGUGCAGUGGCCUCCUGCCCUUUGACUGAUAAACUACCCCCAGAAUGCCUUAGACACCAGGAGGAACCCUAAAAAAAUCCUGGUUAUCUUUACUGUACAGCCACCAGAUGUGCAUUUAUCAACACUGAAAUGAAGUGGGGGUGGAGGAAAGGGUCAGCAUUUCACAUCAUCUUACCUCAAGAUUUAAAUUUACUCUAGGUUGUGUUAGAUGCCAUCAAAAGUUGGGAGUUUUGCAAUCAGUAGAUCUGCACGGUGGAACAGUCACUGUCAGAUUUUUUUGGGGGUCUAAGGGGUCGGAGGUUAGGAAGGAUCUGGAUAAUUGUUUUGCUGAUAAUUACAAAAGCUAGAUCUAUGAGCAGUGUCAGCUUAAGAAUGCAUUUAGUGUUUUUAAUUUUGAUAUCUUGUCAGUAAUCUACACACUUUGUAUAUUUCUAAGUUGUACAUCAGAAGUGUUAUUAUUUGCACUAAAUGUAAUGCAAUUUGACAAUGUUCUGUAAAUUAAAAUUGUUACACGAUA